GCGCUCUCACUCCACAAACGCGAUAUCCCGGCCGUGGUAAAGCUAGAUACCCAAGGUUACCGAGCGUCAGACGCUAUAUCAAAAGACCGCGAGAGGAUUAAAAAAGACAAAAUAGUAAAUCAGAAUAUUGAUAAUGCAGGAAACAUGUAUCUAUGCAAUGUCAGCCUCGGCAAUCCAGCGCAACAUCUUCGCUUGAUUCUCGACACUGGAAGUAGUGACUUAUUCUGCAAUUCGGCUUCCUCCGACCUAUGCUCAUCUGAUUCUUCCCUAUAUUGUGAGCUGGGAACAUACAACGCCAGCUCCUCCUCGUCCUAUAAACAUGUCAAUUCCAAUUUUGGUAUCUCUUAUUAUGACGGAUCGUCUGCAAGUGGUGAUUAUGUUAGAGAUAUCCUUACGAUUGGAGGGGCCACAGUACCAAACUUUGAGUUUGCAGUGGCUGAAUCCUCGUCGAGCCCAGGUGUCAUAGGUCUAGGAUAUGCUAAAAAUGAAGCCCUCAUUAAUAUGGGGGGUUCAGGAUAUGCAAACCUACCUCAAGCCAUGGUUGAGAGUGGACUUAUAAACUCCAAAGCAUACAGUCUUUGGCUCGAUGAUAGAGACACUAACACCGGGUCAAUACUUUUUGGUGGCGUCGAUACAAGAAAGUACAGUGGCAAAUUGCAGACUCUGCCGCUCGUACCAAUACAUGGUGAAUAUUCCCAAUUCUUGGUCAAUUUGACAGAUCUGGCUCUCGAUGUAGAUGGAAGCAGAGAAGAGACAUUUCAGUCUGAGCAACUUCCAACACUUGCAGUACUGGAUUCAGGUACAAGCUCAAUAUUUCUACCAGAUUCUAUCGUGUCUAGCAUUUACAAAGGCCUAAACGUCACCUACAAGUCUGACCACGGAGUCGGUUAUAUCCCUUGCAAUAUGGCAAAUAAGGAUAUCGCAUUGAAAUUCAGAUUUGGCACAGCAUCUAUAUCUGUGAAUAUUAAAGAAUUAUUUCUCAAGCAGCGAGACACCACGAAGCUAGACGAUAACAGUGACCCAUGUAUAAUGGGGAUUCAUCCCACUGGGUCAGGUACUGUGAUACUAGGAGAUUCUUUCCUUCGCAGUGCCUAUGUGGUCUACGAUCUCGACAACAAUGAGAUAUCGCUAGCUAAAACAGUCUUCAAUUUUAGUGGCAAUGGCACCAUUUUGGAAAUU
Molecule: messenger RNA, 1179 nt
Organism: Talaromyces proteolyticus
Lineage: Eukaryota; Fungi; Ascomycota; Eurotiomycetes; Eurotiales; Trichocomaceae
Product: aspartic peptidase domain-containing protein
Exons: 3
Biological process (GO): proteolysis
Molecular function (GO): aspartic-type endopeptidase activity
Source: RefSeq, a predicted model, not a curated record